AAAUCAGAUGUCAAUCAACAUAAGUAGCGAAUUAAAUUAUGGGGUUGCACCCAGGGUGGCCAAUUGGAUGUCAGGGGUGUUCAGUGCCACCUUGGACCCCCCUCUGGCUCCGCCACUGCUGCUAGCUAUGUAACAGACUGCUGUGUUUUCGUCAGCCGCUCCGGAGAAACUUCAAAACAUAGGCUUACCUGCCACAAACGCAUUUAACAAUAAACUCCGGCAUAUGUAAGGUAUGCUUUCUAUCCGUUACUGUCAAUUCCAGUAAGGUCGUGAUCUCAAAGGCACGAUUUAACUCACCAUGCUCCUUACUUCUUGAAGAAUUGUGGGAUUGAUUGCGGUGCGGACGUCACAAAAGCUAAAGCGCAAGGACGUGUUACCGAACGCCAUUACGGUAAACAGCGCCCCAAUAUUUCUCUCAGGUUCAUAGAUCUGUAAAGUUCCUCUUUUUUUGUAUGCACCAUAUAGCAAAAAAAAUGAAACCCGAGUUAAUACAAGGUUUAUGGAAUAUACGAUUGCUAUUUUUAAGAAUAAUGAAUAUAACAAAUGAACAGGUGUGGCCAGUGCAUCCUAUAAAUACUACAAAUAGGCCUAAUAUAUUUGCUACACACUGUUCUGUAAAUCUGUCAGUAAAACGCUUUCACUGUAAAAAUAUGUAUUUCUGUAAAUACAUUUCCUGUAUUUACAUUAGACCUACAUUUAAAUGAUAUCAAAAAUGCAUAUAAUAUUGAAAUAAUACAAUUACUUUAUUUUGCAUUGGUAUCAAAAUAUUAAUUGACUUUUAUCUUAAAAAUAUCAUAAAAAGGCAACAGAAACAAACAGACACAGACAGGGUCGCAGAUAGGCUAUAAACCUGAACAGCAGGUUUAUUUAUUUUCAGGAUACUGAUUAUUUUAAUGAUUCAAAUGAUUUGUUGUCAGUGUUGCCAACUAUUUUAAAGGUGCCAUGAAUUAAAACCACAAUUUAACCCGAGCUUUUGUUAUAUAAGAGGGAAUCAUAUUCACGCGAACAUCUUGUAAGUGUCAGAACUGAAAAUGCCAGUAACAUCUGUUAUUGACACCAGGCCCAGCGAACGCCAGGUUCUGGAAUGCACCUAUCUAUGACAGGUUGAACACCGCCUCCACAGGAGAAUAUCAAUGACUACUUCUCUAACCCCGCCCACUGGUUCACGCAUGACAAUUCUGAAGUAACGCAAAUUGCGCGGAACCAGAUAGAGCGAGCGAGCAAUAAACAUGCCGUUAAAGAUUGCUAAAUAUUGUGGAGUCAGUGCCUGGUUGUGGAAGAAUACAGUCGCUGCAUAACCUUCCUUCGGAUUCCGACAUUAGUAAUGCGUAGUUGAAGUUUAUUUUUAAAGACGUUCCAGCUCACGUGGGUAAAACAUUACAGAGGAUUCCUUUGUGAACAAGGCACAGGUCGAUGAUGGAUUUGCGGAGAGACUAAAAUGAAAAAGCAGUGCUGUGCCGUCAAUAUUGGAUCAGGAAUGGCGCAACAAUCUUAUGUGAGUAAAACAUUUUUGUACUAUGCGUCACUAUUGCUUUGUUAGAGAUCGCUUGAUAUGCCCUGAGCACUAUUCGCACGGGAUUAUUAUUACCCGGGGACCUCUAGUCAUUUGUAAUAACUGCAGAGGUUGUCUGUGAUCUUAAUCCCGUGCGAAUCGACCAUGUCUGUAAUUUGUAAAGUAAAAAUUCCCCCACAAAUGACCUACCAUCCUGUGAUAAUAUUAGUGCAAAUUGGCAUCUCUGUGAUUUGGCGGGCUCAUAUAUCAUUUUUCAAAGUUUACUGUUUUGAAGUGUUUUGGUAUUAUUUUUGGUAUUAUAUCCAUAAGUUACCGGGAGUCUCCCGUUUGUUUAUUUAUCAUGGAAACUCUCGUAACAUUUGAGAUUCGCGAUCGCGGUGAUCUUCUGUCCGGUUCGCGAUCACGGAGCUCAAAUGCUGACAGGUACGGAUAUCAUUAAACACCAUACAACUAUAGGCUAUACAAACUAUACGCAAAGCCUUGCCAUCACAUCUGGGAAAUAAGUCAGUAAAUUUGAGUAAAAUCACAGGCUUCAUUUAUCCCGUGCGAAUGCGCCACAUGAAAUACAGAUGUGGGGAGGUCAUUCAUAAAUCACACGAGGUCCCCAGAUAAUACUAAUCCUGUGCGAAUAGGGCGAAUGUGUAACCUAACGUUACGUGUCUAACCAAAUUCACAGAAGGCGUUUACUUCCAAGUCUUCUAUGCGGCCCGCCCUUAAAAACCGAGCGUUUCUCCAGCCGGCCUCAAAACCAGGGUAGAAAAUAGCCUAUUACUUAUUGAUUUUGAAGUUUUUUUUAAUGUAAAAACCACAAGUCAUAAGUACACCUCAUACAACAAAGUAUAAAACAAUAAACAAGCCCAGUUCAUCACACCUUUAAAUAGAAAGUAAACAACAAAAGUCAGUAAGUGAGCUGGCAACACUGUUGUGCAGACCUAAUAAUUGAAAGUGUUCAAACAAACUGAUUCUCUCAGCUGACUCGUUCUCGUGUUCAUGUCAGAAUGAGGCCGGACAGGUUGGGUUUCGCAAUGAAAUGGGCGUGAGUCAAUUCACAAGUACUGUCAGACAGUCAAAGCUUCAGUCUUUCAGAGCAGAUCACACCUCAAAGCCAACACAGGGAGCCGAGUAAUCCUUCUAAUGUUAUACCUUGUGCACGUUCACUGAGAAAAACAAAUUCAUCUACAAAACUAAAUUAGGAUUCUUUGAAAUCAUUUGUGGGGACUGAAACCAGUCAAAGCAAGGUAACAUGACAGAUGAUAGCAGGAUUUUAAUAAAAGGAGGGAAGGUGGUAAAUGAGGAUUUCUCAGAGAUGGCAGAUGUAUACAUUGAAGAUGGAGUUAUCAGUGCAGUAGGCUUAGAUCUGCAGGUGCCGGCGGGCACACGGGUCAUUAAUGCCACUCACAGACUCGUGCUGCCAGGUGGAAUAGACACACACACACAUAUGGAGCUGUCAUUCAUGGGCACUACAGCUGUGGAUGACUUUAAUACAGGUACCAGGGCGGCUGUAGCAGGAGGCACGACCAUGAUCCUGGACUUUGUCAUCCCACAGAAGGGGUGUUCACUCCUGGAAGCCUAUGAGCAAUGGAGAAGAACGGCCGACCCCAAAGUCUGCUGCGAUUACUCCCUGCAUGUGGCUGUGACCUGGUGGGAUGACACUGUGAAGAAGGAAAUGGAGACUCUGGUCCGUGAAAAAGGAGUCAACUCUUUUAAGAUGUUUAUGGCAUAUAAAGGAGUCUUCAUGCUGCGGGACCACGAGCUGUAUGCAGCGUUCUCUCAGUGUAAAGAGAUCGGGGCUAUAGCUCAGGUUCACGCAGAGAAUGGAGAUCUUAUUGCAGAGGGUGCAAAGCGCAUGCUGUCUCUGGGCAUCAGUGGUCCUGAGGGUCAUGAGAUGUGUCGUCCGGAGGAAGUGGAAGCAGAGGCCACUCAGCGUGCCGUCACUAUCGCCCAUUCGGCUAACUGCCCACUGUAUGUGGUGCACGUCAUGAGUAAAUCUGCAGCAAAGGUGGUGGCCAACGCACGGAGAAACGGUCGAGUGGUGUUUGGAGAGCCCAUUGCAGCUGGACUCGGUACAGAUGGCACAAACUACUGGCAUAAGGACUGGGCUCAUGCCGCAAGGUUCGUCAUGGGCCCACCCUUGAGACCAGACCCCAGUACCCCUGGAUAUCUGAUGGACCUGCUCGCCAACGAUGAUCUGAGCGUAACAGGAACAGAUAACUGCACAUUCUCGAUCUGCCAGAAAGCCCUCGGGAAAGACGACUUCACCAAAAUCCCAAACGGAGUCAACGGCGUUGAGGACAGGAUGUCUGUUAUAUGGGAGAAAGGAGUGCACAAUGGCAAAAUGGAUGAAAAUCGAUUCGUAGCUGUCACCAGUUCUAACGCCGCAAAGAUCUUCAACCUUUAUCCUAAAAAAGGGAGAAUUGCUAAAGGUUCUGACGCAGAUCUGGUUAUAUGGGACCCGAAGGCUACAAGGGUCAUUUCAGCAAAAACACACCAUCAGGCUGUGGACUACAACAUUUUUGAAGGCAUGCUGUGUCAUGGGCUUCCAGUGGUCACUAUCUCCAGAGGGAAGGUGGUGUAUGAAAACGGACAGCUGUUUGCAGAACAAGGCCAUGGACGGUUCAUCCCACGAAAACCCUUCGCUGAAUUUGUGUAUAAAAGAAUUAAUCAGAGAGAAAGGGUUGGAAAACCAAGUCCCGUGAGCAGAGAACCAUAUGCCGGAAAAGUCAUAUCUCCAACCUCAAAAUGAUUCUGCCACUAAUGAAGAAUGAUUCAUGUGCGUCAUGUUUUAGGGUCUGUCUGCAUAAAGGAGAAUAUUGUAGAAAGGCAGAAAUAUUUUGUAAAAUACAUAACACACAAUGCAGUAUUGUGAUUGUGAAACAAAAUGUGAAAUAUAUAUUUUGGUUACACAGUGAUUUAAUAGGAAUAUUCAAUUUUAUAAAUCAUGAACAGGCAAAUAAAUAUUUGGACUUUAAAAAAACCUGUGUUGCAUU
Messenger RNA from Triplophysa rosa, 4500 nucleotides. It is a transcript of the gene dpys, whose product is annotated as dihydropyrimidinase. The transcript is spliced from 9 exons. Gene Ontology annotation, cellular component: cytosol; cytoplasm. NCBI's taxonomy places the organism in Eukaryota, Metazoa, Chordata, Actinopteri, Cypriniformes, Nemacheilidae. The coding region runs from base 2757 to 4256 and encodes 499 amino acids. The record is from RefSeq and is a predicted model, not a curated record. Gene Ontology annotation, biological process: pyrimidine nucleobase catabolic process. Gene Ontology annotation, molecular function: dihydropyrimidinase activity.